Zerene cesonia (dogface butterfly) is the source of this 3264-nucleotide messenger RNA. RefSeq names its product annulin. Gene Ontology annotation, biological process: peptide cross-linking. Gene Ontology annotation, molecular function: protein-glutamine gamma-glutamyltransferase activity. NCBI's taxonomy places the organism in Eukaryota, Metazoa, Arthropoda, Insecta, Lepidoptera, Pieridae. The coding region runs from base 276 to 2552 and encodes 758 amino acids. The transcript is spliced from 12 exons. The record is from RefSeq and is a predicted model, not a curated record.
ACUGAGCUCACAGUCAGAAACGCACGCGUCGGUGUGCUUCAACCGAAAAUAAUUUAAUUGAUUUUUAAUAUCGGGGCAUAAGUGGUUCACGCUUUUGUUUAUUAAAACGAAGAACUUCUAAAUCGAGAGCAGAGUGUUUACAUUACGGCGCACUGUUUAAACGUCUGCGGUGUAUAGACCACAAUUCGUUAAUGUGAAUGAUAUCGAGAUUAUUGAAUAUCGUAGAGUUAUUGAAGAUAUUCAAGUGUCGGUGAAUUGGAGCAGUGAAAAAAAAAAUGGGUCGAAAUUGGAACUGGCAUUGUAGAUGCUGUCGUGGAGGAAAUGUCGAUUCUUACGAUCUAAGGGAAUUGCCUCGACCACCUAGACUGGAUACUACAAAUGAUGUCAUUGACGGGACGAGACACGGUGUUCUUGCAGUGCAAGGAAUCGACUUUUGUAUUGAAACAAAUGGCGAGUAUCAUCAUACGAGUAAAUUUAACCUCAUGACGAAAGAUGUCGACAAGUGUCUUGUAGUCAGACGAGGUCAAGCCUUUAAACUCGAUAUCCUCUUCAACAGACCAUACGAUGCCCAGAGAGAUGCUAUUUCAUUGAUCUUUUAUGUGUCAGAUGUCGAGAAGCGUGGGCCGUCCGAUGAUACAUCGGUGGCUGUUCCAUUGUUGGAAAAGGGAACUGAAUCAUUCGGGCCAUGGAAUGCUGUGUAUGAAGGUCAAAUGGAUUCCCACCUGAUUGUGGCCGUGACACCAUCGCCUAGCUGCAUUGUUGCCGCUUGGCGCCUCGAUAUUGACACAAAGUUGAACGGAACCAGGUCCUUGAGCUAUACGCACCCACUGCCGAUCUACGUGUUAUUUAAUCCGUGGUGCUUAAAUGAUACCGUAUACAUGCCAGGUCAAAGUCAUCGUGAAGAAUAUGUAGAAGAAGAGAGUGGCCUCAUGUUCCGAGGCGUUUAUAAUCGCGUGAAGCCCGCUCCAUGGAAGUACGCCCAAUACGAAAAAGACAUAUUAGAAUGUGCUUUAUAUAUAGUCAGAACCAUUAGUAAGCUCAAAGGACGCGCACGAAGCGAUCCCAUUAUAACAGUGCGAGCACUGUCAGCUGCAAUCAAUGAACAAGACGAUAAUGGAGUAUUGGCUGGUAACUGGGCUAAGGAUCUUAGUGACUAUAGUGGUGGUACUCAUCCCCUGGAUUGGGUUGGCUCAUUACAAAUAAUCCAAAAGUAUUAUGAGAAGAAAAAACCUGUGAAAUACGCCCAAUGUUGGGUUUACGCGGGAGUUAUGACAACCAUUUGCAGAGCUUUAGGUAUACCCUGCAGACCAGUAUCUGCCUUCAACGCCGCUCAUGAUAGCGAAGGCAGCUUAACAAUCGAUAUCAUAAAGGAUGAAGAUGGAAAUACUUUGAAUGAAUAUACCAAUGAUUCCAUCUGGAAUUACCACGUGUGGAACGAGGUGUGGAUGGAGCGGCCGGACUUGGGCCCAGAAUACGGUGGGUGGCAGGCGAUAGACUCCACUCCUCAGGAGCUAUCUGAAAAGGUCUACCAGUGUGGCCCAGCUUCUCUCAGGGCCGUACGCGACGGAGAACUACAAAGACCAUACGACACUGGAUACGUGUUCGCAGAAGUUAAUGCAGAUCAGGUGUUAUGGAAAUUUUCAGGCGAAAUUCAACCGUUGAAGUUUAUGGAUCGUGAUACCACAUAUAUAGGUCAACAGAUCUCUACUAAAGCAAUUGGAAAGAUGGAAAGAGAGGAUAUAACUGACACAUAUAAAUAUCCCGAAAGGACGAAGGAGGAGCGUCUAACUAUGGAGAAGGCUUUACGUAAAUCUGGAAGUAUUUUUGCAAGAUACUACUUGAAUGACGUGUUUAACGACGUCUAUUUCGAAUUCGAGCUAAGAGAUGAUAUCAAAAUUGGACAAGACUUUACAGUCGUUUUGCACAUAAAGAAUCGCUCGGCUAUUAACCAACACCAGGUAAAAGGCGUACUCCGAGUGGAUACCGUCACGUAUAGGGGUAAAACCGGGGACUCAGUGAAGAGGGAUGAGUUUGAUCUUGUAUUGCAACCCGAAGCUAAGGAAAAAAUCAAUAUGCUAGUUACUUUCGAUGAAUAUUACAAAAGAUUAGUUGAUCAGGCUUCAUUCAACAUAGCAUGUUUGGCUACAAUUGUCGAUAGGAACUUUGAUUAUUUUGCACAAGACGACUUCCGAGUACGAAACCCUGAUAUAAAAAUAUCGAUCGACGGUAAACCUGUAUCAAUACAGGAAUUUACAGUGAAUAUUAAAGUGGAAAAUCCUCUGCCUAUACCAUUAAGGAAUGGAAAAUUCUUGAUACAAGGACCAGGGCUUGAAGAGCAGCUUAAGAUUAAGCUCAGUGAGAACGUACCUCCAGGUGAAUUCGCAACAGCACAAUUUAAACUCACGCCACCAUGGGCGGGUCGGCAUCAAAUAUCUGCUAAAUUUACAUCUAAGGAAAUGCGAGACGUUGACGGUUUUCUGUCUUUCAAUGUAGUAUUACCAGAAAAUUACGGGAAUUCUUCAAAUACAGAUAUUGUUUCAAGAGAGAUCUAGAAGCAGAGGGAAAAUUUGAAUGGACCUUAGGAACGUAUGAUAAAUCAUUUCCUAUGCAGGUCAAUGAUAUGGAAGUGAUGAUUUUCUCGUCUGAUUUAUAAAAUGUAUCAUAGAUAUCAAAUGACUUAAAGAGUUAUUUAAAAAACAAAAACACAACAUUUAAAGUAUUAAACCGAUUUUACUGGUAUAUUACCGAUUUUAUAUUAUUAUUCUAUUGCGCCUACGACUUUUGUAAGGGCUCAUAUUAUGUGGACAUUAGUAGUUUUACAACAGGCGCUCUAAUAUACUCGUAUUACUAACGAUAAAAUACAAAUUGACCUAAUAAGUAUUACAGAUUAUUACAUAUAUUUUUAGGUACAUUGAGUUUAAAUAUUUGAUUUAUAUAUCCUCACCUAUAUGCGUUAAAAAUAAUCAUGAACGUGCUGCAGUCACGAGCAUUAUGUACGUUGAAGUAUCAUUCAGUCUCCGGUAUUGUAAUAAAUUUUUAUUAUUGUAGUGUACAUAUUGUUUAUUAUUUACACACAAUUUAAACAGUAAACAGUAACAGUAGUAGUAGUAGUGUUAACUAAUUUUAUUUUUUAUAAUAAUAUUAUUUAUUUUUUACCUAGCCUACCUACUUAUUAUUGCCAAAUCCUUAAAAUAAUUUAUGUUAAGAUAUAUAAUGUCAGCUUUAACUUACUUUAGGAAAUGUUAUAAUAAACAUUUGCAAUAU